This is a messenger RNA of Haliotis rubra (blacklip abalone), 574 nucleotides long. RefSeq lists its product as uncharacterized. The transcript has a single exon. The record is from RefSeq and is a predicted model, not a curated record. NCBI's taxonomy places the organism in Eukaryota, Metazoa, Mollusca, Gastropoda, Lepetellida, Haliotidae. The coding region runs from base 25 to 504 and encodes 159 amino acids.
UGGACAUCUGCUUUCCACAUCUACAUGAGUACAUACAUGGUAAAGCAUGCUUCUCAGUCUACCAUUCAGGGUAUGUUGGCGUACAUGGAAGUCAUCAGAAACGCAGCAGUGAGGUUUGGGGGAGAUGGCUGGUCACUUUAUGAUGAACAGUUCCGUCAUCGCAUGGCAAGGGACCCAUCAAGGUCGUGGGCUAAGAUCGACGGUGAACUGUGGCUCAAGUACAUGACUCCACAACCCAGUCGGUAUCAACCAGCGGACAGGAGCGGACGAGCCACAGUACCAUACCUUGGGGGGACUCGCAACAAUGCAUGCUUGGACUUCAACAGGUCACGUUGUACCAGGUCAGAAUGUAAGUUCCAACAUAAGUGCUCCAAUUGUUGCCAGUCCCACCCUGCCAAUUCAUGCUUUCGAGGGAAAGGGGGGCAACGCCCCCCUAUGACUGCAACACCAAACCUGCACCCAACCCCUGUCCGCCAUAGCACCAACCCCAGUGGAUCUCGUUAAGAUUACCCCCCACUUGCAUACCUACAUGACCGUUAACUUAUCACAUGCUGUUUAUCUUUUGCAAGGCUUU